Molecule: messenger RNA, 1014 nt
Organism: Trachymyrmex septentrionalis
Lineage: Eukaryota; Metazoa; Arthropoda; Insecta; Hymenoptera; Formicidae
Exons: 1
Coding region: 1-1014 (337 amino acids)
Source: RefSeq, a predicted model, not a curated record
AUGAAUGAUCUCAUGCACACCGGUGCAAACCUGCUGCUCGAUGUCUCAGACGUCCUCAUGUGGAUCCGUGGCCAUCGUUACAUCUUUGCCACAGACAUAGCUAAGAUGUAUCGACAAAUCAAGGUACACCAAUCAGAUUGGGAUCUACAGCGCAUUCUGUGGAUUGACGAACAUCACAAUGAAACAUCAUACUAUCUCACCACGGUCACUUAUGGAACGAAGGCUGCUCCAUUCUUGGCAGUGCGGACACUCAUACAACUUGUUGAAGAUGAAGGACAUCGAUUCCCACUGGCAGUGCCACCAAUCACUCAUGGAAGAUACGUGGAUGACAUCUUUGGUGGUGCUGACACAGUGGAACAACUCACAGAAAUCGCUCAUCAACUGGAAGAUCUCUGCCAUGCGGGCGGGUUUCCUCUCACUAAAUGGCACUUCAAUCAUCAAGAUUUAUUAAACGCAAUCUCAUUGACGGACUCAAUCACCUCAUCAGUCUCACUUGACGAUUGCGCAACCAAAAUUCUCGGAUUAAGAUGGCUUCCUCAACAGGACGUCUUCACAUUCGCAACAAGCUCAACAUCUCAUCAAGAGCAAUUCACAAAGCGUGUGUUAUCUGAAGUGGCACAGAUAUUUGAUCCAUUUGGUUUUGUCUCACCAAUAAUCAUUAGAGCCAAGAUGCUUCUACAAGAGCUCUGGCUCCACAAAAUCAACUGGGAUGAUGCAUUGCCGUCUCAGGUUGGCUCACGGUGGCUCAACAUCAGAAAAGAUCUCACAAACCUGGCCAGGUUCUCAAUUCCACGUUGGCUCAACACAAGUAGUGACUCAAGCAUUGCAUUACAUGGCUUCUCUGAUGCAUCUCAAUUUGCCAUGGCUGCAGUCGUUUACAUGGUCGUGCUCAAGCCGUCCACUGGCGCCAAAACUUCUCUCAUAUGCUCAAAAACGAAGGUAGCUCCUUUGAAGAGGCUCACUAUUCCAAGAGCUAGAGCUCACAGCAGCGCUGCUUCUUACAAAAUUGAUUAA